Messenger RNA from Cryptosporidium ubiquitum, 918 nucleotides. RefSeq lists its product as uncharacterized. The record is from RefSeq and is a predicted model, not a curated record. NCBI's taxonomy places the organism in Eukaryota, Apicomplexa, Conoidasida, Eucoccidiorida, Cryptosporidiidae. The transcript has a single exon. The coding region runs from base 1 to 918 and encodes 305 amino acids.
AUGAAAUCGACAUACUAUUCAGAAAUGAGAUUCACAAGUAUGUCAUCUAUAUCUCAUCGUACAAGAGUAUGUUUUAUUCUACUUUGUUUAUUAGCCAAUGUAACGAGAACGAUUUCAAUUAUUAUUUUGGAUCUUACAUGGCCAAUUGUUAGCGAAUAUAGAUUUUUGCUGGAAAAUGGAACAAAUAUUGAAGAGUGGUCAUUGGAUUUGCUAAGAACGCUACCAUCUCUAGUUUAUUUGUCAUCAUACUCAGUAGUUGUACUUUUUUGGGCUCACAUCUAUUAUACUUCAAUUUUAAUUAGUACUCCUCAAAUGAUUUCGUUUUUCAUUGCAAUAAAUACAAUAAUAUAUGGUUUUUAUAUUAUUGGAAUGGCAGUUUCACUUUUCAGCAAUCUUUUAAGCUUUGCUGGAUUUUCAAUGUUUCUGCUUGCAAUUUUAUACAUCUCAAUUUCAAUUUCAAUGCUAUAUUAUGGAAUAAAAGUUAUUUCACAUUUAACUAGACGUGCUGCAAGUGGUACUAUUUUGAGAUACAAUGUUAUACAACGUGUUUUAUUUCUCACAAUAUUCUGCCCAAUACUUUUAUUUAUAAGAGGGAUUAUUUCUGGAAUUCAGUGCAUUUAUAGUAUUAUUGGAGUCCCAGCUUAUUUUAAAAUAUUCGACAAAACGCCUAUUGGGGAUUCAUUAAUAUUUAUUUUGACAGAGUUAUUCCCUUCAAUAGUUAUAGUAGUCUCAUUUUGGCAAAAAAUCUCCCCCUCAACUCUAACAGUGUCAACCAGGGGCCUUGGUUUUACUUCUGGGGUUUUUAGUAAUAUAAAUAAUACAAACGAGAAUCAUAACACACACCAUUCAUUAAAUUUAAUUCAAAAUAUAAACGCAUUAAACAAUAUUGAUGAACUGGUAAAGAAGGUAGAGAAAUAA